AUGUUGGUAUCUCAAUGGACACCACCUAUUACAAGUCCACUAUUAGAACCUCAUGUCUCUUAUUACCUUUCGGCUCUCUCCAUUCUCACUGCAAAUUCUUACGGAUCCAAACGCGCUUAUUUUAUCAUCCGAUUUGAAGCUGUUCUGUGUUGCUGCUUUAUUGCCAUGCCAUCGUUAGGUUCAACUUCAAAGGCAGUGGGGCAGUUGAUUACACGCAAAAAUGGUGUCAAACAGUUAAUUAGAUGUUUACAAAACAACCCUGAAGUGGAAAAUCACGUUCAAAGUCGGUGUUUUCGCAGUAGCAUUGGAAAUGUAGAAACAUUUCCAUCUUCCUGUCAAAUAGUUAGUAGUAUUCAUAAGGAUAAACAUACUCCCCUGUUACAAAAUAUGUCUUCUGGUGUUGUUAUUCAAAGAAGGGGAUUUCUUGGCUGUGGUGAUGGAGAUGAAGGAAGUAAUGUACUUUCAAAAGUUCAUGAAGAGAAACGUAUUAUGGGGUAUUCUCCAGAGCAGCUGUUUGCAGUGGUUGCUGCUGUUGACAUGUAUCAAGAUUUUCUUCCAUGGUGUAAGAGAUCUGAUAUAGUUCAACGUCAUUCAGACUCAGCUUUUGAUGCUGAAUUGGAGAUUGGUUUCAAAUUUCUUGUUGAAAGCUAUGUGUCUCAUGUGCAAUUGGUAAAGCCCAAAAUGAUAAAGACGACUUCAUCACAAAGCAGCCUUUUUGAUCAUUUAAUAAACAUAUGGGAGUUCAAUCCGGGACCCAUUCCAGGAACAUGUGACCUUCAUUUCUUUGUGGAUUUUAAGUUCCAGUCACCCUUAUACUCACAGAUGGCGUCCAUGUUUUUUAAAGAAGUGGUGUCUCGACUAGUUGCGCAUAACAGACAGUUUGUAAUCGGUUAAAAAGGUUUUUUUGGAGGUCAAUAAUGGAAAUUUGACAGUACAGGGGAAAAUUUUCUGCAUCAUCCAUGACUUUCUCGAAUUCAUUUGUUAUUUUUCAAAGCCGUUAAGGGAUUCAGGGUUGGAUUUGAAGUUUGAAGUUGUCUUCUAGUUUGUCCUCAAAAGCUGUAGCUGUAAUCUAUUUUGGUCAUUUUGGCCUUUCAGCAUAUAUAGAAACUUAUUGCACCCUCCUACCUUUUAGAUCAUAAUCGUAUCACAAGUUACCAAAAUACAAUGUAAUGGUUAUCAAUGAUAUAAAAUAGCUCUG
Lactuca virosa is the source of this 1198-nucleotide messenger RNA. Lineage: Eukaryota; Viridiplantae; Streptophyta; Magnoliopsida; Asterales; Asteraceae. The record is from the annotation of a GenBank genome assembly.